Baudoinia panamericana UAMH 10762 is the source of this 1585-nucleotide messenger RNA. RefSeq lists its product as uncharacterized. The record is from RefSeq and is a predicted model, not a curated record. Lineage: Eukaryota; Fungi; Ascomycota; Dothideomycetes; Mycosphaerellales; Teratosphaeriaceae. The transcript has 2 exons. Bases 141 to 1430 code for a protein of 429 amino acids.
CGCGGGAGCAUAAGCUACUAAUUCCUGGAAACCGGCAAUCUAUACUUCUAUCCUGACCACAGUACAUGCGACAUCAAUAACUGCGCUCGUCGCACAUCCAUUGCGCCCACAGGCCAACGAAAACCCGCACCGCCGCAGCAAUGUCGGGUACUCCCAUCCAAAACUCCCAUGUCUGGGCAACAGAUGUGCCAAACCGCUCUCCAGCUUUCGUGAUCGUAUCAAUAGUCUUCAUCUGCGUGACGACCGGCUUCUUCGCCUUCCGGCAAGGCUGGCGCUGGGCUCACCGGCAGCGCGGAUGGGACGAUGCCAUGGCCGCCUGCGCCUAUAUCGUCCUCCUCAUUGAAACCGUGCUCGGCGGCGUUUCGGCCCACUACGGAUUCGGAAAGCACCUCAAAAACAUCAAGGCGACGUACAUGGAUGCACUGUUUUACUUCUACCUUUACCAGAUCUUUUACAAACUCCUCGGCGGCUUCACCAAGCUCACCUUCUGCUUCCUCUACCUGCGCAUCUUCAAUCAGAAGAGCUUCCACUGGCUGGUAAUAACCGUAGCCGCCAUUUCCGGCGCUGGAUCGAUCGCAUUCGCCCUGGGUACCGUUUUCCAGUGCACUCCAGUCAACCGCGCGUGGGACAGGACGAUACCUGGACACUGUACCAGCAACACCGAGUUCUGGUACACUCACGCGGCCUUCAACAUCCUGUUCGAUAUAGUGAUAUUUAUCCUACCAAUUCCGCUCAUUCAGGGCCUCAAGAUGGCUCGCGGUCAGAAGACUGGAUUGAUCUCCAUUUUCUGUCUUGGUGCCUUCGUCAUUGCGGCCGCCACGGUUCGCAUGGUCAUGCUGCGCGCCAGUGCCGGCAGCACCGACCCGACAUGGGGCUCAACCAUCGCUUUGAUCUGGACCGAGAUCGAAGCCAACACUUCGGUCAUUGUGUGCUGUCUACCCGCCCUGCGCGUUCCAUUCUUGCGUUUGUGGCAGAGGGCGCGAGGCCAGCAUACUGGUGACUCUCUCGAACUCAGCGACAAGCCGAACACGCACAUCUACGACGACGCCUGGGACCGCACGCGCAAGCACCACAACGGCGCUGUCGCUACCCGCGGCCUGACGAAGCCGCAAAACAGCUACAAGACGAAGGAGUUGCACAGCCAAAACCAGUCUGACUCCACCGAGACCCAAUCCAACAACAAGAGCGAGGGCUGGUAUGACCGUGUCCUCCGAGGCUUGGAGAAGGAUCACAAAGACAGUGACAACUCCAGCCAAGACGGACUUGUUCACAGCGGCGCCGGCAGCGCGGCGCCAACGCCGUUCGGAGGCAUCUUCAAGACCACCGAGAUGCGUGUGAGCACGCAGGAUGUGGACGGACAGGAGUCCCGCCGUUCGGACCCCGAGGACCGGCGGCAAGUGAGCUUAAAGGACGUGUUGAACGAGCGAUGAGUGGGUUACAUUACAGAUACCAAUUGUGCCAUGUACAGUAACGCUUGCGGAUCUUGCGACUAGAGGAGGCUUGGAUUGAGAGGCGUCUGGCGCUAAUUGGCGCAGCCAGCUGCGGUUGGUGGACGAGCAUGUUUCUACGAUCUCCAGGGUUAUGU